Brugia pahangi is the source of this 435-nucleotide messenger RNA. The record is from the annotation of a GenBank genome assembly. Lineage: Eukaryota; Metazoa; Nematoda; Chromadorea; Rhabditida; Onchocercidae.
AUGGUCAAGUCAACAUUCGAUCCUACUGCCAUAACUAAAUCUUAUUGUUUCUCGAUUAUACUAUCAUUUCUUCCAGAUAUUUUCAUGGCUUUUUUCAUUAUCAUGAUUUUGCUAUUUUCAACAUUUGAUAACACAAAUGAAUGCUUACCAAAACCGGAUAUUAUCGAAAAGAAAACAUCAGUCAAUAUGGGAUUAGCGGAAGCAGUAAAUUCAGUUGGGAAUAUUGUGAAAAAAUUAGUUAAUGUCACUGAAUUAGUUGGUAAAGUGGAAAAUAUUAUGAGUGAUACCAUUUAUAAUGCUAGCCAUAUUUCAAAAAUUAAUGAAACUGUGCAAAUGGAUGAAAGUAUUGUCGAAAAAGUUUCUAAGAAAUGUCACAUAUCAGAAGAAUGUGACAAAUUGUGGAAGCAUUUCUUUGGAAAAUGUGGAUGUCAAUAA